ACGUCCGUCCGCGGGUCGCCGGGGCUGCGCUCGCCAUGGAGCCGCGGUGCCCGCCGCCGUGCGGCUGCUGCGAGCGGGUGGUGCUCAACGUGGCCGGGCUGCGCUUCGAGACGCGGGCGCGCACUCUGGGCCGCUUCCCGGACACGCUGCUCGGGGACCCGGUGCGCCGCAGCCGCUUCUACGACGGCGCGCGCCGCGAGUACUUCUUCGACCGGCACCGGCCCAGCUUCGACGCGGUGCUCUACUACUACCAGUCGGGCGGGCGGCUGCGGCGGCCGGCGCACGUGCCGCUCGACAUCUUCCUGGAGGAGGUGGCCUUUUACGGGCUCGGCACGGCGGCGCUGGCGCGCCUGCGCGAGGACGAGGGCUGCCCCCUGCCGCCCGAGCGCCCCCUGCCCCGCCGCGCCUUCGCGCGCCAGCUCUGGCUGCUCUUCGAGUUCCCCGAGAGCUCGCAGGCCGCGCGCGUGCUCGCCGUCGUCUCCGUGCUCGUCAUCCUCGUCUCCAUCGUCGUCUUCUGCCUCGAGACGCUGCCCGACUUCCGCGACGACCGCGACAGCCCGGGGCUCGCCGCGGUGGCUGCCGCCGGCCCGUUCCCUGCUCGGCUGAAUGGCUCCAGCCAGCUGCCUGGACCCCCGCCUCGCUUAGAUGACCCGUUCUUUGUGGUGGAGACGCUGUGCAUCUGUUGGUUCUCCUUCGAGCUGCUGGUGCGCCUGGCGACCUGCCCGAGCAAGGCAGCCUUCUUCAAGAACGUGAUGAACCUCAUCGAUUUCGUGGCCAUCCUGCCCUACUUUGUGGCACUGGGCACUGAGCUGGCCCGGCAGCGGGGGGUCGGCCAGCCGGCCAUGUCACUGGCCAUCCUGCGAGUCAUCCGACUGGUGCGCGUCUUCCGCAUCUUCAAGCUGUCCCGGCACUCAAAGGGCCUGCAGAUCUUGGGCCAGACACUACGAGCCUCCAUGCGCGAGCUGGGCCUCCUCAUCUUCUUUCUUUUCAUCGGUGUGGUCCUCUUCUCCAGCGCAGUCUACUUUGCCGAGGUCGACCGGGCAGACUCCCAUUUCACCAGCAUCCCUGAGUCCUUCUGGUGGGCGGUGGUCACCAUGACCACAGUCGGCUAUGGAGAUAUGGCACCCGUUACUGUGGGUGGCAAGAUAGUGGGCUCUCUGUGCGCCAUUGCCGGCGUGUUGACCAUUUCCCUGCCUGUGCCGGUCAUUGUCUCCAACUUCAGCUACUUUUACCAUCGGGAGACAGACGACGAAGAGGCCGCAAUGUACAGCCACGUGGACACGCAGCCCUGUGGCCCACUGGAGGGCAAGGUCAAUGGGGGGUUGGUGGAUGGAGAGAUGCCUGAGCUGCCACCUCCACUCUGGGCUCCGCCUGGGAAACACAUGGUCACUGAAGUGUGAGGGACAGUCGAGGUCUGCAGGACCUCGCAUUUCCCUGGAGGGAGGGAGGGGGUGGAGGGGAAGGUCAGGGGGAGGGGGUUGGGUUUAGGAAGAACUAGGUUAAGUGAUAAUGAGUUGGGGAACACUGAGUCUUUUUGGGUCUUCAGUUGUGUGGUUUGUUAGCUACUGUGGAUACCUCCUUAGGUGGCAGUGAAUGGCAAUGGGUUAUGCUGAGUUGACAGGGAGACUCCAUUGGUUUGUGUUGCAUUGGGUUGUGAAAGGCUUGUGAAGCCUUUAGGGGUAGUGUUGAGAUAGGUUUGGUCACAUAGUUUUGUGACUUUCUUACUUCCUUGUUGGGUUGGGUUGGGUUGCGAGUCUCUCUGAGUCUUGUCCAACUACAUUGUGCACGGUUCGGUGGUUUGGUGAGUCCUCUAGGGCAAUGUUGGGUCAAGUUAGGUGGCCACCCAUGGCAUUGUUGGGACUGAUUGCGUAUUCAUGCAUAGUGUUGUGGAGUUGAGUUGAGACAUGUUGGAAAUUGUGUGGCUUGGUGAUUCUUCUAGGGCCAUGUUAUUUUAGGUUCUGUGAAUUUGUCAGUCAUGUAGAAAUCCGAAGAGUCAAGUGAUAGAAUGUGAGCUUUCUAGAUCACAUUAGGUCAAGUUGGGUUGGAACGUAUGACUGUAUGUCUUUCAGGGUUCUGUUGGGUUGAAUUGUGUCGAGUUAUGUGGCUAGAAGUUUUUCGGGGCUACAUUGAGUUGAGCUGUAAUGAGUUUUAUGACCUUGUGAGUCUCGUAGGGCCAGUUCAGUUGGGUGGUACAACUGUUUGAGUCUCGUAGGGCCAUGCUGAGUUGAGUUACAUCAAGUUAUGUCAUUGUGAGUCCUGUAGGAAUGUUGGGUUGAGUUGGACUGUAUGUAUGAGUUCCCUAGGGCCAUGUUGGUUUGUUUUGCAUUUAGUAGUAGCAAAAGGACCCAAGGAUUACAGCACUGGGGAGGAAUCGUGUAUCACAGAGUGAGUGUGGUGUUGUGGACUCUGGAGAUGAACUGAACUGGUUUGCCCAGUGUCACUCACUAUAAUGGGUGGGGCUGGGUUCUGUAUCUGUAGAUUCAGUUGUUCUUGCAUAAGGCCUCUGGGUGAACCAGGAAGAUGUAGACAUUCCUUCUGUUUACCCCACACCUGCUUCGUUUUUCUAUUCAACCCCCUCUCUAUCUGUCCUCCCCUACAGUUUUGCUUCCAGACAUGGCGAUCAGAGCCACACAGGAAGGGGAAUGAGG
Messenger RNA from Ceratotherium simum simum (southern white rhinoceros), 2648 nucleotides. It is a transcript of the gene KCNA7, whose product is annotated as potassium voltage-gated channel subfamily A member 7. Lineage: Eukaryota; Metazoa; Chordata; Mammalia; Perissodactyla; Rhinocerotidae. Gene Ontology annotation, molecular function: protein binding; delayed rectifier potassium channel activity. Gene Ontology annotation, biological process: protein homooligomerization; action potential; potassium ion transmembrane transport. Gene Ontology annotation, cellular component: membrane; voltage-gated potassium channel complex. The record is from RefSeq and is a predicted model, not a curated record.